ACACAGUUUUCCGAGAGCGGUUGGGUUGAUUGGCUCUUCGGCGUGAAGCUCAUACCAAUUUCACGAACAGAUCCGUUUUAUGUUUGUCGUCAUCAACCACUAAUCAGAACAGCGCCGAUCUGAAAUCAAUCUUUCUGUUCUGUUGGGAGAGGAUUAGAGUGAUGGACAAGAAGAAGACGCGAAUCUGUCUGAUUUUCACGACUCUGCAACUCUGCUAUUUUUUUGCUCAAUCACAGUCAGACGACCAGGAAAUUGUCAUUGCUGACUCAAGAAAUAUAAAAGAUGGGCAGCAACCUGAAGUUCACUGUUCCCGGGAGAGGAGUCAAGCAGCCUGGAAAGCAAUUGAAGAGUAUCUGAUUCCAUUUAUGGAGAAAGAUAAGUAUGAACUUUCUACCCAAUGUCGACUUCAUCCUAGCAAUGAUAUAUUUAGAGAGCAAGAGCAGCAUAAAGUUCAUGUAGACAUAAAUGAAUGGCAAUGUGGGUACUGUAAGAAAAGCUUCCGAGCAGAAAAGUAUUUGGAUCAGCAUUUUGACAACCGGCACUCCAAUCUGCUAAAUGUUAGUCACAGCAAAUGCUUGGCGGAUCUAUGUGGUGCGCUCCAUUGUGAUUUUGUGAUGAAUUCACAGUCUCCGAAAACCAAGUGUAAUCCUGCUGCCGCUGCUCGAAACCGUCACUUAUGCGAGGAUCUUGCCAACAGCUGUUUUCCCGUUAGUCAGGGUCCUUCAGCUGUUCGUCUUCAUGAGUUCUUCUUGCGCCAAUUCUGCGAUGCCCACACAUGCUCUGGUCGACAGAAACCUUUUACCCGGGGAGGGAGGAAGCGGACCAAUAUCUUGUACAUGGCGUCUGCCAUACUUAUUCUCAUGUUCCUUCCCGUAUUCUACUUGAUCGUAUAUUUGCAUCAGAGGGAAAUGCGACCAGGAACAACACAGCUUAAACGCUUCGCAAAACUUGCAAGAAAACCAAAGCCCUCUUGAUUGGCACAGGAUUAAUGGAAAUUGAACGUAGAGCUCCAUUAAGAGAAGAGUUUGUCGACAACGAUGUUUUUUUGCCUCCGGCCAACUUUAGACGAAGUGUGCAUCAAGAUUGUUGGUUGUAGCGAGGGUAAGUUGCAUUGUGUAGAUCAUUUCCAUCAGUUCUGUAUGUAUGAUCAAAUUGGUGUAAUAUUGGGAAUGUAUGUUCAUUUUGUGACUUUUA
This is a messenger RNA of Andrographis paniculata, 1194 nucleotides long. RefSeq lists its product as uncharacterized. Lineage: Eukaryota; Viridiplantae; Streptophyta; Magnoliopsida; Lamiales; Acanthaceae. The record is from RefSeq and is a predicted model, not a curated record. The transcript is spliced from 10 exons. Bases 162 to 974 code for a protein of 270 amino acids.